CGAAGCGCAGCUGCGGCGAAUAAGCGCUCUUCGUUACAAAGAAAACCCCCCUAUACAGAUAUCGAUUCCGUCGCUCGGGACCGAUGAUCGGUAACCGUUUACUCGGGUGGGAGCAGGUUUACACCCCGCGUUGACGGAAGCGCGUCCGGAAUUUCGCUUUUAAGUCGCGUUGGGAAGGAAGCGGCGCGAGGCCCGACCGAAGGCUCGAGCGGCGGCUCUGGAAAGUUUGUUGUUGUCACGUGACCCGAUGCUAAUGUGGCGCUGAAGUUUGCCGUCGCCUCGCCAAACCAGCCCGCUCACAGAAGUCCGCGCUCCUCCCCGUCUCGCACCCCCGCCGACACCAUGCCUCAGCCGAAACACCGCAAGAUCGCCGUGAUGGGUUACAGGUCCGUAGGAAAGUCAUCUCUCACCAUACAGUUUGUGGAAGGACAGUUUGUUGACUCCUACGACCCCACCAUUGAAAACACUUUCAACAAAAUGGUUUCCGUCAAUGGUCAAGACUUCAAUCUUCAGCUGGUCGACACAGCCGGACAAGAUGAGUACUCAAUUUUUGCUCAGUCCCACUCAGUGGACAUCCAUGGGUAUGUCCUUGUCUACUCGGUAACAUCCAUGAAAAGUUUUGAAGUUGUACAGGCUCUACAUGACAAGCUGCUGGAUAUGGUUGGAAAGAUUCAGGUUCCGACUGUUCUUGUUGGGAACAAAAAAGAUCUCCACAUGGAAAGGAUGAUCAAGCCAGAGGAGGGAAAGAAACUGGCUGAUUCUUGGGGCGCUGCAUUCAUGGAGUCCUCGGCCAAGGAGAACGAGACUGCUGUGGAGGUUUUCAAGCGGAUCAUUUUGGAGAUGGAGAAGGCUGACGGAAAUGCACCCACAGAGGAGAAAAAAUGCGCUGUAAUGUAAACAUUCACCUGGACAUCAGUAAGCAUGUUUGCUGAAGACCGGAGGCACAACCUCAUCAGCAUGCCAGUCCUGACCUCCGUGGUACCAAGGAGCUGCAACGGCAGUUUGCUUCUCCAUUGUACCAACAAAUGAAUUGACACAAGCAACAAUUGCUCAGAGUUAAAUUGCCCCCAGUAAUUCUGACUAAAGGGAGACGUUUCCAUGAGCAGGAUUAGUCUGUCUUAGACAAAAGAACAUCUUCAAGUGAAGAAAUUCAUUCAGAGUUGGGCUGUCGUCUAGGAUGAGGUGUAAUCCCUGUGUUGACCCACACCAUAUGUUAUAUAAACUAAAGAUAUUGCCAAAUGUAGUAGCCCCGAGUAAUUAGCAUGAACCUGAAUCCUAAGUAUUUGCUGAUAACCACUUGUCGCACAUCCAGAGUUGUAGACACGAUUGGCUUGUGUCAUACAACUUGCUGACUAGUUUCUUCACUGUACAGUAAGGGCUGAUAAAUGAAUAAUGUCCACACAAUAUACCUGAAAUCUUUUUAUGGACCCGGUGUGUUUUUCAGCCCCCUCAGACGAAUGUGGGGAGCACCAGUGCACAUUGCUCAUAACGUGGUGUUUGGAGCGCCACUAUUGUUCACAGGUAGUGGAUUUCUGAAAACACCCCACGAUGAGACUUGUCUCAUAAGUUAUUCACAUACUUUUUUUUUUCAAUGUUAUUUUCAGCAGCACAACUUCAGGUGUCUUUUCUUUUUUCAUCUAUGAAAUGUUAACUGUCUUGACGACAGAAAAAAAACACAUUUGUAUAUUCCAUGAUAUGUUUUGAUUUUUAAGCUCUUCUGCCAAGCAGAUUUGUCCUUUUUUCCCUUCUUUUCUACAGUUUACUUUUAUUAUCGACUGUAAUAAAGCUGAUGUCAUCUGACGGGCAACUCUGCGAACGAAAUGACGUUUAGAGUGAAACAGAUCAUUGAUUUUGUACAAGCCGUGGCCUUCAGGUGAUCUAGAAUUAGGAUCUUGUAAACUGGUUUGGUAGGAUUGGCUGCACUUUGAAAAAUGCAGGUUUGCCUUCUCCCUCAGUACGUAGACCAUGUGCAAACGGAAGACUGUUGAGUUUCUUUUUUUUAAUUCCAUUUUAAUGCUGCAGAAUAUUCUGAAGUAGUACACGGGGGGGGGGGGGUACCGAGUCCACCGAGUUAAUUGUGAACUUCUGGUUUUGAUUCCCUGGUUGAUACUGGCUUGGUAAAAGGAAGCCAGUGCAAUCCCGUUAAUUAAGUCACGGAGUGGAAUUGCAGUGGACGCCAUUAGACACACGAGGCCCUCAAUGAUCUUUUCCCCCUAGCCGGCGAAGCAUUACGACGAAAUUAUAGAAAGGCUGCUUUUUAUCCCCACUGCUCUUGUUUUCUUGCGAACUGGUUAUUCGUUUAGCCUUUUUAUUGACCUCUCUCUCGAGCAAGUAGUUGAUUGACGCGUGAUUGGUGGUAGUCAAAGACAAAGCUGGUGAUGCUGUGUCUUGUGCCUUACAGUUCUUCUUCAAACCUCUUCCUCAUUUGCUUCCCUUCCUGACUCAAGGUGCUCUUAAGGGUUUUUUUUCCUUCCGUUGACGUGACCCUACGGGGAAACCUGGUGGUGUUGUGCGCCUAAACACCAAUAUUCCCAUGCUGGUCAACGUCGACUCAGAAAUCUUGCUGUAAACAGUUUUGUAUAUAAAUAAAUCCUUUACUCCUUUGCA
Molecule: messenger RNA, 2607 nt
Organism: Lampris incognitus (smalleye Pacific opah)
Lineage: Eukaryota; Metazoa; Chordata; Actinopteri; Lampriformes; Lampridae
Gene: rhebl1
Product: Ras homolog, mTORC1 binding like 1
Exons: 8
Coding region: 343-897 (184 amino acids)
Biological process (GO): small GTPase-mediated signal transduction
Cellular component (GO): plasma membrane
Molecular function (GO): GTPase activity; GTP binding; GDP binding
Source: RefSeq, a predicted model, not a curated record